ACUUCCCGCUCACAAGUUUCCCUUCCUCGACCCUCGCCGUUUUCAUUCGUUUUCCUUCCCCACAUUCCUUUGUGCCUAUCCACCACCCAGCUCGAGCUUUCCUCCACACAAGCAGGAACCUCAGACGAAACAACUCGAAACAAAUGUUUACCGCUGCUUUCAUCGCUGCCGCUUUGCCCUUGCUGGCAGCCAUCACCCCGGCCCUCGCACAAGGCCAGACCUGUAACGCUACCAGCCAGUGUAGCUCCGACUAUCCUUGCUGCAGUGAAUACGGCUUCUGCAACACUGGAACUUACUGUCUCGGAGGAUGCAACCCGCUCUACUCUAACACUGUCGACUCCUGCAUGCCCAUGCCCAUCUGCGAGUCCAAGAACUAUACCCUCUCUGAUACCUCACGCAUUCUCAGCAAUGCUACUUACUACAACGGCAACGCCUCUGAGUAUGACUGGAUCGUCCAACAAGGCACCAUCAUGAAUGCGACCUCGGGCGGCCAAACUGCCCUCGCCAUGCUGCUCACCGAGAACGGUGGUGGAACCCUCAUUUCAUCUACGCGCUACGUCCAUUACGGCCAGAUCACUGCAAGGAUGAAGACUGGUCGCUGGGCGGGUGUCGUGACUGCCUUCAUCACGAUGAGCGACAUCAAGGACGAGAUCGAUUGGGAGUUUCCCGGCAACAUAACCACCACUGGCCAGACCAACUAUUUCUGGCAGGGCAGCAUCCCCGCUAAGACUAACGGAGUGACCGAGUCUGGUCUCACGGACACCUAUGAGAACUGGCACGACUUCACCCUCAACUGGCAGCCGGAUGCUCUCGAGUUCCUCGUUGACGGCAACGUCACCCGCACGCUCAAAGCCUCCGACACCGUCGUCAACGGUGUCUCGCAGUACCCGAACACCCCCUCGCGCAUCCAACUCUCCAUCUGGCCUGCCGGUAUCUCCUCCGAGCCCGCGGGCACGGUCCAGUGGGCGGGUGGUAUGAUCAACUGGCAGGACCCAGACUAUACCUCGGCCGGCCACUUCUACGCCUACGUCGACACCGUCAGCGUCACCUGCAACGACCCCAGCACACCCACUUCGGACGACACGAGCUACGUGUACGGGUCGAACACGACCACGGACACCCCCAGCGUCUCCUUCUCGAACGCUACGACGGAGAUCAACGCCGCUGCUGGCCUGCGUGCCGUGGGCGGUGCCCAAGGCGCGCUCGCGAUGGCUGUGGCAUUCGUUGCUGCUGCUGUUACCCUGUUCUAAUUGCACGUAUAAUCAUCCGUGAUGGAUGACUAUGCGAUGAAGAGGACCGACGUCCUAGAUGACAUUUCGAUCUGACUUUUGAUAUCCAGUGUUCUUAUUCCUCCCAUUGUACCCUAUCUCAUACCCGGGAUUGUGUUUGUCUACGCAUCUCGCCUACGCUCGUAUACCCCAUUGUUAUCGUUGUGGUUUACAGCUGUGUUCACGCUAUAGUCCGAGCGUUUGUUUUCUCUGGUCCAUUGGAGAUGGAAUAAAUUAUCGUUUUGUGGUUUCCCGUU
Messenger RNA from Coniophora puteana RWD-64-598 SS2, 1525 nucleotides. RefSeq names its product glycoside hydrolase family 16 protein. The record is from RefSeq and is a predicted model, not a curated record. Gene Ontology annotation, cellular component: fungal-type cell wall. NCBI's taxonomy places the organism in Eukaryota, Fungi, Basidiomycota, Agaricomycetes, Boletales, Coniophoraceae. Gene Ontology annotation, molecular function: glycosyltransferase activity; hydrolase activity, hydrolyzing O-glycosyl compounds. The transcript has 8 exons. Gene Ontology annotation, biological process: fungal-type cell wall organization; carbohydrate metabolic process. Bases 144 to 1250 code for a protein of 368 amino acids.